Amphibalanus amphitrite is the source of this 3969-nucleotide messenger RNA. RefSeq names its product importin-13-like. The transcript has 19 exons. The record is from RefSeq and is a predicted model, not a curated record. Bases 360 to 3242 code for a protein of 960 amino acids. Gene Ontology annotation, molecular function: small GTPase binding. Lineage: Eukaryota; Metazoa; Arthropoda; Thecostraca; Balanomorpha; Balanidae. Gene Ontology annotation, biological process: protein import into nucleus. Gene Ontology annotation, cellular component: nuclear membrane; cytoplasm.
CUUGUUCAAGUUUAUAAGGCUUAAUUAAAUUAAAAUUAAAUCAAACAAUAACUAGCAUUGCUUUGAAUGAGCAAAAUGUACAACAAUUGCGAAAUAAAUUACAGCAGGCAGUUUUGAUAAACCCAAACAGCCUUAAAGAUUGGUAUAUUUUCAUAUUUUUCUUUUCCUUUUGUGUUAAAAAAUACGCAGUCUAGUGGGAAAUUAAAACCGUACAAAAUCCCUUUUGAUAAUUAACGUUAUAUUCGUUAUAGCUAAUGGUGCAUUUCCUUGAAUGUGCCCUGCCUUGAAUGUACCCGUAGCUGGCUGCUUUACCUUUUGACUGAAAUCUUCAAGCGCGCUGCGGAGAGCGCCGUCACACCAUGGCCUCCAGCCUGGGCCAGCUGCCGGUGACGGCCGACAAUGUCCAGGAGGCGAUCCGGCUCAUGUACGGCCAGUCCAACCCGGACCCGGCGGCCACGCAGGCGGCCAGUCGCUGGCUCUCGGCCGCCAAGGCGUCGCCGCAGGCCUGGGACUUCCUCUGGGUGCUGCUGAUGCCAGACAAGAGCGAGCCGGAGCAGUUUCUGGGCGCCACCUUCCUGCGAGACAAGAUCCGCGAGCACUGGGGCGAGCUGCCGCAGGAGCGGGCCGCCGCGCUCCAGAGCCGCGUCCUUGAGGCCACCGUGUCGGCACAGACCAAACAGGGCUCGGCCUCCAGAACACUGACGGAGGCGCUGGCUGCGCUGGCGGUGCAGAUGACCCCCGACCAGUGGCCCGAUGUGAUUCCCGACCUGACCCGCACCUGCCAGAGCCUCGGCGACGCCCGGCUCGGCGCCAAACUGCUGCUCAGCGUCCUCACCGAGAUGCCCAACGAGAUAAACAAAUGUCUCAUCAGGCCAGCAAAGCGGCAGGCUGUGAAGGAGUGUCUCAGGAAACACAUUCCACAAGUGCUGGAGCUGGUGCUGUCGCUGCUGAAGCAGGGGCCCGACGAACAGGUGGCCAGCCGUUGUAUGGAGCUGCUGGGCGCCUGGGUCGACCUGGACCUGCUGGUCACAGACCUGCUGCCCGUGCUGGACCUCGUGCUGGUGCCGUUCGUCGGGUCGCCCGCGCUGAUCAGUGUGACGCUGGACAUGAUGGACCGGGUGGUGAGCAGCCCGGCCAACUACAACUACCCCAGCAGCGUGCUCCAGCUGGCCGUCCGCGUCCUCACGCUCACACCCUUCAUCAAACAGUUCGUCGACGAAAAGGAGCCGGAGUCUCUGGUAGCGCUGGGGAACGUGUUCACCUCCCUGGUGUCAUCCCACUCGCGGACGUUCGUGUCAGCUCUGACCGGCUCAGACGAGAGCCAGGCGGAUAUAGCCCGGCGCACAAUCGGUGCCGUGCUCGACCUGGCCUCCGUGCCGGGCCGGUACCCGACCGAUGAGACCGUCUCCGAGCUGACCUUCGGCGUCUGGUACACGCUGCAGGACGACAUCCUGGCGUCUGACGAGCACAAGGAGCAGCUGACGGAGCAGCUGCAGCCCGUCUACAGCGCCCUCCUCAACGUCAUGGUGCAGAAGUCGAUGCUGCCCAAGGAUCCGAGCGAGUACAGUCCAGACGAGGCCGAGGCCUUCCGACGAUACAGACAGGACAUUCUCGACUUUUAUACGUACACACAGUCGCUGCUGGGCGACUACAUCCUGAACUCGUUCAUCAUCUACCUGCACGGCGCCAUGCAGGCUGUAAGGGAGGACCCGUCCAACUGGCCGGCGCUGGAGUCGGUUCUGCACGGUCUCACAGGUCUGGGCGAGUCCUGUGACGACGACCUGGUGCUGGUGGACAGCAUGCGGACCGUGCUGUUGACGCUGCCCGAGAUCCCCUACAGCAACAACAAGAAGCUGAUGGCAGCCGCACUCAAACUCAUCGACUCGAACAGCGCCUGCCUGGACCUCCACCCGGACUGCCUGUUCAAACUGAUCCCGAUGCUGCUCGCCGGUCUCACCGAUCCCGACGUGGCGCUCUACUCUACCAUGGCGCUCAAAGACAUCUGCCAGGAGGCGCCGGCGUCUAUGGCGCCCCACGCAGCGCAGGUCCUCACGGCGUGCAAGGAGGUACUCCAGGCUGACCGGCUCUCCGGCCGGGAGUGUGUCCGACUGAUGUACGUCGUGGGCUCGCUGCUGCGGUUUGUCACCGAGCACGAAGAACGACUCAAGGUUAUGGACGACAUCAUUAGGCCUUUCAUCCAGGAGUUCAAGCGACUCGUGGAUGGAAAAGACUCUCAGAAGGUGAUCAGCAGCAAGAGCCUGCUGGUGGUCCGGGUCAACAUGUUCGCCUCGCUGGCGUCGGCAAUGGCGUUCGACGACGAGCAGUCGGCGGGCGGCCAGCUGGCGUCGCCGCUGCUGCUGCUGCUGCGCGAGCUGCUGCCGUCGCUGCUGUUCCUCGCCAAUUGCGGCUCAGAGGACGAGGUCAUGGCGGAGUGCAUCUGCCACUUCCUGCAGCGCAGUAUGAGCAGCCUGGACGACGCCAUGGAGCCGUUUGUGGACGCGUCUCUGAACAUCCUGAGCACGCUGUACUCGAAGGAGCCGCACCCGCAGGUGCUCGACCUCGUCAGACAGAUGCUGCUGACGUUCCGUCUGGAGGGCCCGCUCGGCCCUGUGAUGCAGCAGGUGUUUGGCCAGGUGUGCGCCGGCAGCGUCCGCUACUUCUCCGCUGACCUGGGCCGCUACCCCGAGUCGCUGGUGAAGUUCUGGGAGGUGCUGUCGCAGCUGGUGAAGAAGCGACCCAACUACCUGACCGGCGUGCCCACUCAGCUGGGAGACCUGCUUCUGCUCGCCUCUGCGUGUGUGACGCUGCCCGACCGGCGCGUCAUGUGCUCGUCGUGCUCGUUCCUGGCGCACCUCAUCUCCAAGGCGCCCGAGCACCAGGUGUUCGCCUCUCACCUGGGCACGAUCGGUGCUCAGCUGGUGCACCAACUGCUCACGGCCAUCGGCGGCGCCGUACCCCGGGACUGUGUCGACCACACGGCUGACGUGUUCCUGGCGAUGAACCGGGCGAACGCGGGCGACCUGAGCCGCUGGCUGACCGCCGUCCUGGCCCAAGAUGACUUCCCCACCCGACGAGUCAACGACGCCGACAAGAAGAUCUUCAUGAAACAUGUGCUCCACAACCGCAGCAACAUGACCUUCCUGCGCGGCAAGGUGGCCAUAUUCAGCCAGCAGUGCCGCGGCCUGUACGGGUCCGAGUACGCGGCGGCGACACUCAACACGGGCGACCCGCCCUCCGUCUGAGGCGGCGGGCGGUGGGAGACCCGCCCUCGUAGCGCCCACGGAAUGGUGGGCGCGAAGAGCCAAAACAUCGCUGGGUAAGGUACAAGCAGGCCAAACCGGGCCAAACUGUGCGAGAGCUGCAGUUAUCAGACCGAUCUGAACUACCUACUUCACUGAGCACAUAUAAAUCAUCGUGUAUAGGCAGUGCGCAGUAAUAGACGAACAACGAUCGGUGUUUAAUGAACUCCUGUGUCUGAUCGGGAUUUGUGGCAGCAUGGUAGCCGUUACAUUCUGAGGUUAUAUCCUCUCACUUCCUACCUUCGCCCUCUGCCGAGUGGUCGCGCUCGGUGGUAGGAUAGUGUCCGUAAUUGCAGGGUAGCGUUCAAACGGAGCGACUUUCACGAUCUGAUGGGCUUUUAGACCUCGCGGCUCGUGUGCCGGGCACAGCUCCUCUCGUCGCCGGAGGCUGUCGGUGGCGGAGUCGCCCAUGUCGCGUCUCGGGCCUGUCUGGGGACUGUGAAGUGUUACCUGUGUUCGGCGGGCGGCAAUAGCCGGGUGUGGGACGCCGCGUGUUGUCUGUAGUGCGCGGAACGCGCCGGCCCGCUCGCUGUAUUCUGUGAUAUUAUUUACAAUGGCCAGAGGAGCGCGGCGCCACCGCGCCGCGCGGCACGUGGCUUUUCGUACGUUUUAGCGCUUUAUUUGACGAUGCGCCGUUCAUUGAUUUGUAAAAUACACUAUCUGCCCGUGA